CAAGCCAAAAUCCUGUGAGCCCCUCUCGCACCCAGCCACCUCUCCCUCGCUGUCACUGUAGCAGACUCGAAAAUCUUGAGAAAAAGAGACAAAGCCUAACAAGAAAGACGGUAACAGCAUUGUGUGCUGACUCGCCCUACCUUGUUUACUUACGCUUUAACCUGCGUUGACUGCUCUUUGUCGUGUUGCACGACUUUUCGUGCCCGUCAGCUGAGCGCCAAGACCAAGAGAUCGAAAGCAUCGCUCCCACGGCCAGCAUACUAGCCAGCAACUCUCUCUUCACCGGUGCCCCAGGCAGCCUCCGCAGCAUCAGCAACAACGAGGAGAGGAGACGCUCUCUUCCCCCCUCCCAUCCCCUUUCGUACUCGGAUGCUGAUGCUGCUCCGUGGCUGAAUCGGUGCCUGAAGUGUCAAUGGACUCCUCUCCCUGCGGAGCAACACCGCCUCAGUGAAGCAAUGCUGGAAACUGCUGCCAAACAUCUCCUGCUGUAAAAGACCUGCGCUCGCCAAUAAGACCCGGAACAGAACUACACGGAGCAGAGAGAGAGAGAGAGUGAAGAAGAAAAAGAAAGAAAGGCUGAUUUAUAUGUGAUUUAUAGGAAGAAGAAAAAGAAGAGAGUUGAAGAGGAAACUGCAGUGCAUUUUACGGCUCCCGUGGCUCCUUUUACUACUUCUUGACCAAGUUUUUUUCCCCAUUUUUGGUAAUAGUAACGGAUUGAGUGUUUGCAGUUGUUGCUUCCACUUGUUGUUUUUUUCUGGACUGAUCUGAGGUACAGCGCGAACGGACUUUCACGCCACCAGAAACAGUUGCACCAACCCAUCACCCGUUUUCCACCCGUGUACGCCCACCUGCCCCGUGGCCGAAAUGAUGAUGUACUUUUGGGGUAACCAGGAGGCCCCAGCCCCCCCAGAAGCAAUGGCUCAGCCGUACGCCCCUGCGCAGUAUCCUCCACCUCAGAACGGGUUGCCCGGCGAAUACACCCACCCCGGGCAGGACUACACAGGGCCCAGCCCGGUCCCAGAGCACGCGGCAGCCCUCACCAUCUACACACCAGCACAGACGCACAGCGAACCGCCUGGUACUGACAGCAGCACGCCUUCUCUCACAGGAACUAGCAGCUUACAACAAGCGGAUGACGUGGCGCAGACAGACAUCUCCCAGCAACUUCAGCUCCAGUCCUCAGACUCUUCGGAGAAGCAGCAGCCCAAGCGGUUACACGUCUCCAACAUUCCCUUCCGCUUCCGUGACCCAGACCUCCGGCAAAUGUUCGGGCAAUUUGGGAAAAUUUUGGACGUAGAAAUUAUUUUUAACGAGCGGGGCUCCAAGGGUUUUGGUUUUGUAACUUUCGAAACAAGCGCAGACGCAGACCGUGCACGGGAGAAACUAAACGGUACAAUCGUAGAGGGACGCAAAAUCGAGGUAAAUAAUGCAACGGCACGGGUAAUGACGAACAAAAAAGUGGCCAACCCAUAUACAAACGGCUGGAAGCUGAAUCCAGUGGUGGGAGCCGUCUAUGGUCCUGAAUUUUAUGCAGUGACAGGCUUUCCCUAUGCCACCGCAGGAGCGACUGUGGCUUACAGGGGCGCUCACUUGAGAGGCAGAGGACGCGCCGUCUACAACACGUUCCGCGCUGCGCCCCCACCACCUCCAAUUCCCACUUACGGAGCUGUGGUUUACCAAGAUGGCUUCUACGGUGCUGAAAUCUACGGUGGCUAUGCAGCAUACAGAUACGCCCAACCAGCCGCGGCAGCCGCAGCAGCCUACAGUGACAGCUAUGGCAGAGUCUAUGCAACAGCAGACCCUUAUCACCACACGAUUGGACCUGCAGCCACGUACAGCGUCGGCACUAUGGCUAGCCUAUACAGAGGAGGGUACAGUCGCUUCACACCCUACUAGAGAGAGAAUCAAUCCCCCGACAAAACAAACAAACAAACAAACAAAACAAAACAAACAACCCACCUCCACCUUCCCCAGGAAGCUAAAUAGAGCAAAAAGCCUCCAGGUCACGACCGACCUUUUCCCGAACAGUCCGUCAAUCUCUUGACAUUUAUGCGAAACCUCUUUAUAUAUCACGUGCAAUCUUGAGGUUACUCGGCAUUUCUGUUGCUUUAGUAUUGAUUUGAAUGUGUUUUGUUUGUAUUGAAAUGUGUGGUCUGGGAGGGGAGGGGCUGAGUGACAGAGAGGAAGGCGGGGCAGAUGGGCGCUGUCCAGUAAGUUUUCUCAUUUCGUCUCGGUUUAGAUUAAUGGGCAUGAGUUCAGCUGAUUUAUGUGGACAGGGAGAGGAAGUGAGUUUAUUUGCCUUGGUAAAUGGCACAGCAAUGAGCAUUUCGAGCAAAACAGCAGCGGUGUUAAUCUCACAGGCAUACAUAUAUUUACAGUCUUUGAAUUAAAAACCCCACGCGUCUGCUUAAACGCCCAGUGCUAUUUAUUAAAUAUAAAAAAAUGGAGGUUUGCAUACAGUAUGUUAUCUGAAAAUGAAUAAUAUAGCCUUACUAUUUUUUUCUAAGGGGAAAUAUGCAUACAAGCAUUUAUUUAUCAAGCUCCAGCUUGGAGUCUAUGAUUGUUUACUGAAAUUAUAUUAUAGUGGUAUUCAAACUGAUAAAUGGAUACUUUCAUUAAUACUCUUUUAAAGUGAUACUCAUUUAUAGUAUUUUUCUGUCACUCAAAGCCUCUGUCACACCCUCUUUUCCAUACUGUGUUAUACUAUAACUCAAUGAACAUUCAUAGCUGUAUGAUCGCUGCUGUGUGUUAUCUGAGAAGACAUUUUUUAAUAUUUGUAAAAAAGCAGAAAAUCAAUUUAUAUAAGGUAUUCCAUUGCCACAGAUGUGCUUAAAAUGAUUUUAGAGGAUGUUAAUGGCAUUUUACUCAUUUAUUUUUAUAAUUUUUCAAAAAGCAAAGCAAUAUAUACAUAACAAUUUUCACAUAUGCAAAACUACAAACCAAUAUUUUUUUGGUUACAGGCAAUAACUGUAAAAACGUAUUUAAUUAUUAUUUUUACAUUUACAUUAUUAAUGCAUUUGGCAGAUGCUUUUAUACAAAGCGACUAAGAGCACAUUGAAGCUAUACAAUCUCAAAAAUACUGGUUAUUUUCAACCUCAGCGUUGGGUCAAUAAGGAACAAACCCAAACCAUUGGGUCGUGUGUCACAAAAAAUUCGAUUAAUUUAUUUGUGUCCGUGGCAUGACUUUCUUUUUUGUGUCAUUUUUAUAUAGUUUUCUCUCUUUUUUUCCUAUUUUUAAAUCAUUGGUGCUUAGGGUUUGGGUCAGGAUGUCUAAAAAUGUAACAGAAAGUGAUUCUAAACCCAACUGCAAGUGACAAUGGUACGGAGCCCCUAAGGGGACAUGGAGCAAAAAUUAAAUAAAGUUUAGUUUUGCAUGCGCACUUGAAACUAUUGCGUGAGCCUCUCAAACUAUCACGUGCGCACCUGAAACUAUUGCGUUUAGUUUCACGUGCACACGAAACUGUUUUUAAUUUUGUGUACAUAUUUCCUGUAUUUUGGUAUUGAGUAAUAUGUUAAAGGAUUAGUCAAUUUUCUAAAAAAAAUCCAGAUAAUUUACUCACCACCAUGUCAUCCAAAAUGUUGAUGUCUUUCUUUGUUCAGUCGAGAAAAAAUUAUGUUUUUUGGGGGAAAACAUUCCAAGAUUUUUCUCAAUUUAAUGGACUUUAAUGGACCCCAAAACUUAACAGUUUUAAUGCAGUUUAAAAUUGUAGUUUCAAAGGACUCUAAAUGAUCCCAAACGAGGCAUAAGGGUCUUAUCUAGCAAAAAGAUUGUCAUUUUUGUCAAGAAUUAAAAUAAAAAAUUACAAAUAUGCACUUUUAAACCACAACUUGCGUCUUCCUCCACAACUUUGCGCCAGCGCGACCUCACGUAAUUACUAUCGCGUGCACACCUGAAACUAUCGAGUUUAGUUUUGCGUGCACACGUGAAACUAUCGCGUUUAGUUUCGCGUGCACACGUGAAACUAUCGCGUGUGCACGUGAAACUAUUGCGUGAGCACGUGAAACUUUCGCUUUCAUGUGCGCAUGCGAUAGUUUCAGGUGCGCACGUGAUAGUUUCAGGUGUGCAUGCGAUAGAUUCACGUGAGCAUGCAAAACUAAACUUUUUAAAAAAAUUUGCGUGAGCAAAUGAAAGUUUCACGAAAGCACAUGAAACUAAACUAGAUUUUUUUACUCCAAUGUCACCUUAGGGGCUCAGUACAAUGGUAAGAAAAUAAAAAUAAAAAAACAUAAAAUGACACGAAAAAGAACACGACUUUCUGAUUUUAACCUAUGCUGGGUUGUUGAAUAAAAUAUAAUCAUUUUCGGGGUUAAUAUAACCCAACAGCUAGAUUUGUCCCUUUUUGAAAAUAACCCAGUGUUUUUUUUUAAAUGUACUUUAUAUACAUACCCUGGGAUCAAACCUAUGACCUUGCUAUACCAAUUGAUCUACAGGAACACGAAAAUAUCUGACAAAUACUACAAUCUAACAAGAUGCAUACUUUCCACCACAGUGUUUAUUAUACAAACAGUGAUUUAUUAUAGUGCUUCUUAAUAUACUAAUUUAUCACAGUGUUCCCUAAUUUACUAUAAUAUACUGAUACUAAUCUCACUAAUAUGCUCAACAAAACCGAUAUGCAAACACAUCUCCCGGUAGCAAAGCAAAUAUUCAUGAAGGACGGCCGCUAGCAUGGUUUCCUUCAGUUUUAAUCUGUUAGAUGUCACAUAAAAAGCGUGCACUUAAUCAAGGCCGCUUCUGCUGCCCAGAAAGCAUUCUGUAAAUAAACACAGUGCAGUAAUGUGGAAAAAGAGAAGUCUUCCGCACAAAACGGUCUAUUGCACCCUCUAGCUGAUGAGACGUCCACCAUCCCACUGCAACAACAGAGAUGACGGGGGAGCAAUUACUGCUCACCGCUGAAAUCUCCAUCACGUUUAUGUUAAUUCGGUAGACGCCGUCCGCUUUAAAAAUGAGGUAGAAACACAGACAAAGAGAGAUAUGAGGUAUUAUACACUACAAGAGGGGUUGUUACAGUUAAGAAUAGAAUAGUAAAUCUUAUGGGAAGAUUCAUCUUCUGUUAAAAAUAUUAGUCAUAAUAAACCAGGGGUCCGAGGACCUCCAGGGGUCCCCCAUAAUGUUUUGGGGUCCCUGGAAAUAAAUACAAAGACAAAAAUUUUGAAAGUCUACAGUGUAGCCAAUUAUUUUAUCUUAAUAAUAUCCAGAUUACUAUUUAUCUAACACAGUUUAAAUCACUCUUUAUACAAGCAUAUAUAAAUAUAAACAGUACUGUGCAAAAGUUAAAGGAUUAGUCCAUUUUCUUAAAAAACAUCCAGAUAAUUUACUCACCACCAUGUUAUCCAAAAUGUUGAUGUCUUUCUUUGUUCAGUCGAAAAGAAAUUUAGUUUUUUGAGGAAAACAUUCCAGGAUUUUUCUCAUUUUAAUGGA
Molecule: messenger RNA, 5419 nt
Organism: Misgurnus anguillicaudatus (oriental weatherfish)
Lineage: Eukaryota; Metazoa; Chordata; Actinopteri; Cypriniformes; Cobitidae
Source: RefSeq, a predicted model, not a curated record